Blastomyces dermatitidis ER-3 is the source of this 3775-nucleotide messenger RNA. RefSeq lists its product as uncharacterized. The coding region runs from base 630 to 2723 and encodes 697 amino acids. Lineage: Eukaryota; Fungi; Ascomycota; Eurotiomycetes; Onygenales; Ajellomycetaceae. The record is from RefSeq and is a predicted model, not a curated record. The transcript is spliced from 2 exons.
GUGAUCCUGAAACGCGUGUUAAAUAUGCAAUUAAAAGUACAGAUUGGGGAAUACGGAUACGAUACCGAAGACCUCGACGCGGCACGCAGUUUAUCUAGCUUGUAACUUUACCAUCUCCUCAUCAAUCAGCCCGAUCAUAUGUUGCUCUUAUUGUGAUGAGUGGCUUGCUUGAUGUUCCCAUCGUUCGUUCGACGGCGACCAAAGCACAGCCCCUAGCGAACUGGCUGAGGUAGAUCUGCUUUGCGGGACGUAUUUACCGCGCCCUCCAAUGAGGGCGGCCGCCUAUUUAUCUAAAUAUUUAUCUCGACUUUUUUUCAUCCGACCAACCUCCCUCAACGGCCAUAGAGGGAAGAAGAGUGCACGCGAGGAUGCCCUCUGUCUGUCAGUCUGUUUACCGCUCCUUGAAAUUAAUUACUUGCCCUCACUUUCGUUUGGUUGACCAGUAUUCUUCCUGUCGCUCUCUCUCUCUCUCUCUCUCUCUCGCACUCUCUUUUCCGUUUUCUUUUCUCGUUUCCUGCAGCUUCCAACCCAUUAAAACCUCCCCUAUACUCAUUCCAACCCAAAAACAGAGAAUCAAGUAAUUGGACCCUAGUGGUACAUAACAGUGCGGAAACAUCGCGCCGCCAGCUAUGAACGAAUCCGUCUCCGCUCCGACAGGUACCCCCGAAGGGUCCACCGUCGGUGAAGAAGGCCACAGCCAAGCUGGCUCAAAACCCCCCGCCCUCAAGGACAAGCAGUGCCAGUACUGCCAUCAACCCUUCACCUCCUCCUCUCUCGGCCGCCAUCUUGACCAGUACCUGUUCAAAAAGAAGCCAGAUGGUGUACAUGAUGUGGAGGAGAUACGACGUCUGCGCAGCAGCAUCACGCGGCGAACGGCGCGUAACUCGAGCGCGAAACGGGAGAGUCCCGAUGUCGCUUCCCCAUCAACGACGCCCAAAGCUUCUGGCACUGAAUCCAAGAGCGAGAGUGGCCCGCGACUGAAUGGCAAACCAGGUAGGACUGGGUUCCAGGUGCUACUUAAUCAACCCACGUGGCACUCUACGGGUGUAAUCAAUGAUAUCCCGAAUACCUCGCAGGCCUCGCAGCUGCGAGUGCCCGCCACGGGUAUUGACUAUUCGGCACGACCGUCAGAUAAGAAUGGCCCUGAGACGACGAGAGCUUUGGAGCUGGCGCUGAGGGAAGUAUUGGACAAUGUGAAAGCGGCAGUUUCAAGGACCGAAUCACGGAUGAAUCCCUUUGACUUCGAUCUUCAACGUCAAACGUUUCCGGCCCUUUGUCUCCAUAUACUCUCCCCUCCUCCCAGCCUAUUUUCGACCCAUCCAUUUCCAACCCCGACCUCCUUCCCCCUAGAACCUCCAGGCAUCGACAAACGCGACAUCAUAAAACAGGCGAUGCUGGUGCAGAUACAGCAGUGGAAGUCUAAUCAGUUGGCAGCUGUAGCUUCAUCUGCUUACCAAGGAACCGGAGGCUCGAAUGCGGGUAGCCCACGAGCAUGGGACCAAGGAAUGAUUGAAAGGUCCGCACAGCAGCAUGAAGAAAUGGCCAUCAGACACCUUGAACUCUCGUUCAACCAUUGGAUAUCUUUGCCACAAGAUGCUCGAACUGAUAUCUGGCGAAUGGAGAUUACCCGUGCGUUUGCACGAGAAAAGGAGAGGCGUGAGGAAGUCGAAAACCAGCUAGCGCGGACGCAGCAAGAGGUGAAUCAGCUACAAGCACAGAUUGAGAGGCUAGAGAAUUGCCAGUGGCCUCGGGAAUUCGCCAUAUUUCCCCCAGAGAUGCUACCCAUCCCACGGAUGGUGUCCAGAGCGCUAGCUGAAGACAGCAAAUUGAACAGGAUAGAUUCUUCGCGGUGGGACUACGACAAUUUAGUCGCGAAGUGGAAACGGGUGGUUAUGCAUGAUAAGAGCAUGGGCAGGGCUGGUUCAGGGGCGGUCCCAAGCAUAUUCCCGGACUCUAAUAACUCCCCUCGCAACAAUAGCUCCAACACCAAUAGUGAUUACCAUAGGAGCGGGUCCAACAGCGCAACUGUCCACUACUCCCAACACCACUAUAACGCGAAACCCUCCUCCCCUCGGCGAAAUUUGCCAGUCACUCCCGACCCUUCCUCCAACCAAAGCUUCGCCGCAACCAAUACGCACCCAACUCCCUACCAAACGCGCGAUCCAAACAGGACUGACGAGCCCUUCCGGCCUCCCAAACGACAACGUACAAGUCACAGCAGUCGCCCCCAACACCCCACUCAACAAGUUGAUGAAAAGGCAGACACUACCUACCGUAACUUGAACCCACCAUUACCACCACCAUCCUCAACGGAAUAUAACUCACAACAGACCCACCUAUCCCGCUCCACAUACCCAUCAACCCCUUCAACAGUAGCAGACACAUCUCCAGCGCUGAAAUCCAAAUCCAGCCCCCUUGGACUGAACAAUGACAAACCCUAUCUUCCUCCCUAUCGUGCUUAUCAUAAUAACAAACAUGAGCCCGCCCACAGCACAGCUACGAUGGCCCCGAUAUCCCGAAUAGGUGCUGGCCUAGAGGAACAGAAAUACUCAUAUAUCAAUCAUAACAAUAACACUAACAGCACACACGUUGCGGCGAGCAACAACAAUGUUAACAAUAAUAUUACCGCGACUACUCGCAACGGCCAUACUAAUGGGCUGGAGAUGUUGAUGGGGGCUUGUUCGCAGCAACAACGGCAGCCGCAGGCAAAUAAGUCAACCUAAGCGAAAGAGCCCUUGUUUCAAUUGUAGUAUUUAAUAGAUUUUCUCCUUCCAUAUUUCCCGAAUCUACCCUUCCCUCUUAAAUGACUCUAACAUGAUGGUGUCCCAGAUAUUGCUUCAUGAUCUUUGGCUAGUGAUGCAUUUUUAACUUUUCUAUAUGUCUUUUUCUCUUUUCUUUUUGAUUAUCUGCAUCGUUUACGCAUGGAAAAGGGGGGAAGUGAAUCUAACAAAGAAGGAAAGCAAGCGAGCAUUUAUUGUCAUUAUUACCUAGUCAUUUGCUAUUUUGUCAUAUAUUUCUUUCUCUACCAGUCUAACAUUAUAUAUAAACACUGGGGACAUACGGUUGGAUUCAUGUAGGCCUUUUCUUUCCCAUUUUUUAUAUAUAUUUGUAUGUCUUUUUUAUUCCGGGCCUCUUAACUUCAUGUUUUACACCAACCUCGGUGCACAUAUUCCCUCUCCUACCUUUCUUUAAGUUAAACCCUUCACUUUUUAAAUGGACUCUGGGAGUGAGAUGUUUACGGCCCCCCUCCACCCCCCCCCCCCCCCCGGGCCCUAAACUAACCUGCUAGGGGGUGUUAUAAGCUGAACACCGUGGCAGUGCAAAGAGAAGUACAUGAAGGGCUGAGCUUCUCCAGCAGCAGACAUCUACGAUGUAUAUUUCAUUUUCCUCACAUCUUGACAGUCCGACAGCGAUCCCUUCCAGCUGUGUCCAGUAUUUUUUGUAUUUUACUCCUGUUGAUAUUUGUGUACUCACUAUUUCGUUCAUUUUUCUCACACUACUACAUACGCAUAUACUGUACGGAGUACAAAAGAGAGAGAUAUAACUUUAUGUGCAGAGACCAAAACUGUUUAUAUCCCUGAUCGGGGUGGUGAGAAGCGAAGCUCCGCUGUUUGUUCUGCGAGGAGAUGCAAAUCCCUUACGCGUUCAAUCCCACGCAGCAUUGCUUCUGCUCUGAUACCCACACUUCAUCCCUGAAUCUGCACUCUUUCUGCGGACUCCAUAUAUUUUGAAUGAGCGCCCUUUCACUCAGGUUCGUGCAGAAAUGAACGUAAAC